CAAUAGAAGCGUCUACGUAUGUCUGUCCUUAUCCGCCACCCCCUAUUCGCGUUAGGGUAGUUUCAUCCCUAAGGAAACGAACAUAGCGCCGGCGUUGAGCAUCCGGAACGGCGUAGUAACAAUGGUGUAGGGAAAUUCUGACCCAGAAAAAUGAAUAUCUCGCAUCCAAGUCAAUGUUUGUACCUAGUGGUAAAUUCAAGUGCUUCGUGAAUUUAAACAGUGCUUAAUAAGGUCAAUUUCUUGUGUGUAUUGUCCAUCCAGUUCGUGUGCCGAUUAAUAAAUAUUAUUCUUUUCUAUAUGACAAGCACACAGCCUCAUUUUGACCUACAUCAAUGUAUAAAAUUCAAAAUACUUGCCGGUUUAAUUAUAGAUCGUUUUAUUUUCGUUACCGCACAUGGUAAACUAGUGCAAACUUGAAAUAUUUUUAAGAUGGCAGUAAAUUAAGGUCGUCUAAAAAUUAACGCGAAAAUGUUUAGUUGUUUGUGGCAUCUGUGGGACUGGUUGGACCCUACUAGCAUGGAAAGUAAGAAAAGCACAUACGCUAACUCAGGAACGGUACAAGGCAACGAAUCUAUAUCUAAUGAAACGAUUCAAAAGCAUGCACUUCAGCAAAGUAGUGCCCCACAACCACUGAGGUUACUACAGUACGGUUUAAAAGUCCCUAACCACCAACACACUCAGUUAAACCAAACUAUCAAGCAGCAACAACCUCCCCAACGAAAUUUUCAUAUACAUCAGCAUCUCCACCAACCGCAGGUUCCUUACCAACCCAGUGCAGCCCAUCAACAUCCGCAGCAGCCGUUUCGCCAAGUUCAAAACACUAAUGUUUACCAAAAUCAAUUGUAUCAUCAAUAUCAGACUCAACAUCCCCACGAGCAUAUUCAGAAACAGCAAACGAGUCAAGGCCAAUCCCCUCCUCAAAUCAAAAAUAAUCUGAAUCAACAAAAUUCCCAAAUAUGGGUCCCCCAUCAGGCUCCUACGCAUUAUCACACCACUCAUCAACUCAAAGGGGAGCAAAAUGUUACGAAACCAGCCGCGUCAACGACGAAACAAUCGAAGGAAAUUGAAAAAAAGAAGUCUAGUGGAGGGAACUCUCAGCAACAGUUGAGAUCUCCUUCCGCCAAAAGACCGAUUGAAGCCCCCGUCACUAUGCAGGGGUGGCUUCAUAAACAAGGGUCAGAAGGAUGGAUGCUUUGGAAGAAACGAUGGUUUGUCUUGUCAGAGUAUUGUCUCUUUUAUUACAAAGGUCCAGAAGAAGAGAAAUUGCUAGGAUCCAUUCUUCUUCCUUCGUAUAAGGUUUCUAUAUGUACUCCUGAUGAUAAAGUGAACAAAAAGCAUGCUUUUAAAUGCGAACAUGUCAAUAUGAGGACGUACAUUCUUGCCGCAGAUUCCCACGAAUUAAUGAUGCGAUGGGUUAAAGUGUUAGCGAUGGCUUGUAACUUACAAACUUGCAUGGAAUCUGAACAGCAGCAGCAGCCAAUAAGUUAUUCUGCAGAUCAAAGACAACCGGAAAAUUUGACUUCUAGCAAUUCUCAAGGCAGACAAGUGCCUAGAUUAAGAAUAACUUCCAAUCAUACGCAUUCAAUUGACAAUACUACUGACAUAAGUAAUCCAAGUCAAUACGAAUCAAGUCAGUACUCUCAACCUCUUUAUGCGAAUGCUCCUCCUAAACCUAGACGGUUAACCGAUGGUUGUUCAUCUCCCAGUCCCGAUAUUAUUGAACGCUACAGCGUGGAAUCAAAGUACCUUGGUCACCAAUGUCCUCCACAGCCGAUUUACAUAUCGAGAAGUUUAGAAAAAUCGCCUAUCAACGUUUAUUCGAAUCAACAAAUGGAACACUAUUCAUACAGCCCUAGACCACCACAAAUGUAUCAAAAGCAUCCCCUCAAUUCUCCAGACUUCAUUAGAGAUCAAAACGUGAUGGUUCAGUGUAUGGAAAGAAGAACGCCUGACACUUACGGAAGAUCGAAUUUGCACCAUGUCAGAAGUCUGCGUAGUUCCGAUUAUGAAGACGUUUAUGGUGACCAUUCGAUGUAUAAAAGGCCUCUUAGUCCUGUAGCUUAUAAUAGUGGUUCUAAACUGAAUCCAGCGGCGAAUGUGGCCGGACAGCGACCGUACACGCCCAUUUUUAUACAAGGCCCUAAAGAUAAUCUUCAAUACAUGCCACCGCCUCAAAUGAGAAAGAUUCCUAAUACUGUUCCUCGUCCUCACAGUGCUGACUUCCUAGAAUACGAAGUCAAGCAUUCUGAAACUAACACUAUUGUGAUGAGACAACCGAGGCCUAAAUCUAGCUUAGAUAUAAAUAAAAAUGUAGCCAAUGAUAAUUAUUUUUAUUCGGAGGAAAGGUACGCGGAGAAAAUGCGAAAAUCUUCACAAUAUUUAUCGAAAAUGCCGAAAUACCCUCCUCCGCCUUCAGAAUAUGCCAGUGUGCCUCAGAAAUCUCCUUCUGGAGAAUCGAGAAGUCCCUAUUUUUUGAUGCGUUCCAGAACGCAGCCUAUGGAUAAUUUUUUGAGAAAAGAACCUCAAACUGUUCGGAGUGUAAGUGUACUUAGUGACAGUUCGUUGUCUAAAGAACUUGAUAUAGAUAUGCGAAUGAGCCCGAGAAGUCGCUUUGAAGGAGAAGCCAUCAGUCCCGCUCCGCGAUCCCGGUCUGAAAACUACGAUCAAUUUACAAGAUCUGCAAGUGCAAGGCUCGCACAAAAUUUCAAUUCUGCUGAAAGAGCUUACUAUGCAAGCAGAGUGAAUAACAAAGACGGAGAACGAAAGAGAGAAGAAUCAAUGAAAAGACUACUGGAAUGGAAACAGAGAAUGCUUCAAUCUCCGCUUAACCGAAAAGUCAGUCAAAACUCCAGUAAAGGGAUUUCAAAUCGUAAUCUCUAUUAUAAAAACCACAAUGCUUACCAAGAAUGUGGCAAAUCAUUCGGUACCCUUCCUCAGUACAACAGUUACUCAUCCGAUGACGAAGAAAAUGAGGACGGCAGCAAAGAAAACGUACAAUUACAGGCAGGACGGACCACGGAAGGGUUUGCCGGCAUUUCCAAAUCUCACAGUUCUGCACCUAGUUCGUAUACCACUUCUUCUAACUCUGAUGUGCCCUUUGACAAAAAAAAUGACACGACGCACGAUUUUAAAAAUUCUCCUUGCACUUCUUCCGAAACUUCUAACUAUACUUCUUGUAGUACCCUUAAAAAUGACAAAAACGAAAACUCACCCCGAAAUUCUUUAUCAGACGAUAUUUUCGAGAAGCCUUUAAAAAUUUCCAAUAAGCAAUUUACCCACACGGCUUUAGUAUCUAACUUACGUUCAGAAUAUUCUAACAAAUUUGAAAAUAGCCCAUCCAUGACAGAAAUCAAAAGCAACGAUGCUUUAGUAGUGAGUAUUUUAUCUGAAUUUGAAAAAAACAAUCAAUUUGACGGUAUAGAGAAAAACGAAGAUGACGAAAAAGGCGAUACCGUUGAGGAAAAUUAUAUGACAAUGACUCCUAAAAAAAGCGUUCUUGGACCAAGCGAAUCUUUUAGCGAAUUAACUGUUUUAGAAUUAGAGGAGAAUCCUUAUGUCGAAAUGACGCAUACCAUUAACACUUCCAUGUCUAAAUUAAACGUCAAUUUAUCUGAACCAUACGAAUCGCAGCCUUAUGAAAUGAUUUACUUCCCUUCAACUAAAGCAGAACCUGUUUACAUGGAAUUAAAUCAGAAAGGCAGUUAUUUUUCGAACAGUACCACCCAAGAAGAAAAAGGCGAGCUUCCAGAUAUUUUAAUGGCAUCACAAAAUAAAACAAAAUCCAAGUCUGAUAGUUCCGACGCUGAUGAUGAAGCAUCUAAAGACUUAGAUUCUUUGGAAGCUCCUUGUCAUCCCCGUUUCAGUUUGUCCGACACUUUCCGACCAGCUUCUUAUUAUUUAGGACCAUGUCGAAUGGCUCCCGAAUUCCAAGAUAGUUCCGACAGUGAAUUGGUGUCACCUCCGCCGAUUCCUACGUCUCCUCCGCCAAUUGACGAUUUAGAAAAUGUCGAAGAUUAUCCUGACGAUAAUUUCACAGGAGGUGAUAAGAAGAUCGACAUUUUUAAAUAUUCUAAUGCAACUACUAGAAAUUUUGGAAGCCAGCAAAAGGGCGAAAGUGAAGUUGCCAAUACAGCGGAAAACAACUUGUAUCUUACAAAAAGCGGCGAUAACAACUCAUUGUAUUGUUUAAAUGGCGAAGCAAACAAAACGACGAGGAGACUGUCACAGACAAGCGACUCCGCUGUUGAAAUUCGAUCUGGCACGUCUUCAAACAGUAAUCUACCAGAACACACAAAAAGAAGACCAGUUUCAGAAAUGUCGAAAGAAUUUUACGAAAACUCUCAAAGAAAAAAUGCGCAUUUAUAUUCAAGAUCUAAUAAUGAUCCUUUUAAAAACGCGGAACGACUUUCGCCAGGCUGUCAGUACGAAACCUUUGGACAAUGCAAAAAGCAACAUCUCCACAAUUACGAAAAUAUGGUAGUUGUUAGUGGCAUUGAACGACAAAGGAACUUAAAAGGGUUGACAGCACCUUCUCCGAAAAGAGACAUUCAAAAUUCGUCGUCAAUCAUUCAAGCAUCGCAUUCUAGAGAAAACAGUAGAGAUACGGUCACUAGUGAAACUUCGAUUCGUACUUUUAAAUCAGAUUCCAGCGGUAGAUCGUUAUUAUCCCCCAACGAAUUUGCUCUUCGAGGACAUUCAAGUAGUCAAGCUUCCUUACCAUCCGAAAUGUCAAGAAUAUAUAUCCGAAAUAGUCCAUGCUCAACACCAAAUGAAAGCGCGUUAAGCGUUGAAGAGCCAGUUUCAAUAUCGUUAUACUUUCCAGAAAGCAAUCAGAGCGAUCCCAACGGCACUACCUUAGGAACCCAACCAGCCCCUUAUUAUUACUCAGACCUUUCAAUCAACACUUCUCACACCGGAAGUAGUUCGUCUAUUCUAACACUGAACAAUCAAAGAAAUGCAACCAGCGGAAGUAAAAAGGACAUUUCUAGAAUAACGAAUCCAAUUAGAUGUAACAACCAACGCAGAAACUUUAGACAGUCUUCGCCCAGAAACUUUUUCAACAAUUCGUUCAAGCUUGCAGCGGAAGCUAGAUCAGCUUCUGCCGACUUUCUCAACAUAGCCGAUAAGAGUGGUAACAUCGACAAGAAAAAUUUGUACGAAUCGGACACACUGAAACGUCUAAAGAUGAACGAUUCAAACUCCAGUUUGCAAUCUAAAUCCGAGUUACGUAACAUUUAUCCUUGCAGUAAAGUUGACAAAUUCAAUGAAGAAAUUGAAGUAGACGCAAACGUCAGGAGAUCAUACUCCUUAGAAGGUUUAUUAGAAAACGUGUUAAACGACAGUACUUUUAGAAUGCAAGAAGAGAUGCAAUCGAAAGACGACGAAGAAGAAACGAUAGAAACGCAACAGAAUGCUGCAACGGAAGGAAGUUACGUUUGGGAAGAAGAUUCAGUAUGGUACGAAAGACUUCGAUUAGUAAGUCAAAGACAUACAAGAUCGCUGGAUGAUUUAGACGCUUUGACAGAAACAGAAAAGAAAAACAGAAAACAACCUCGAGGAAUAAGUAGAAUGGUUACAUAUGUAAAUGACUCAAUGUUUAACGUUCCAGUCCAAGACAAAGGCCAAGAAUCCGACGAUGCUAAAAAAGAGUACAGCAACGAAAACGAAAAUAGCAGUAAAGAAAGUAGUUUCAUUAUUGAUAGAGAGAAACUGAGACAAUGGGAUUUUUUAUCCAGCGCGCCUACUGAUGCAGAAGUACAAAUAUCUCAACAGGGUACACCAGGGUUAGCAAAUAAUAAUGUGGUUGCAGAAACAGGUGCAAGAACUAGUACCGUUUCCGAGAUCACUGAACAAGCCAACCAACAACCAACAGCAUCUGGCUCAAUAUCUAUUAAUACCAGAGACACCUUCCCAAAAGCGAUACCAGGGAAGAAAAAAUGGAAUCCUAAUGCCAGACCUAUGUACUCUAAUGCCAUUUCAAAUAGAAAUUUAAAUGACUCUCCUAAGACAGACCCUUCUCAUCAAGGAAUAUAUACACCCCAAAUGCACAAUCACGAUAUGAAUUCAAACACUUCUCAAAACAGCAGUAUGAGAAGGACUAAUCAUUCGCAGAAUGAGGAAAAAAUUAAUGUAUCAGCAGGGGAAUUACUUGGUAGAACGCACGAAGAGCUGGUUUUACUACUGAUCCAAUUGCGCAGGCAAAACUCAAAUACGUUUAAUACCAUCGAGGCGUGCUAUAAUGAAAUUGAUAAUAUACAGAAAAAAAUCCCGAAAAUAGAUGCUGCAAAGCGCUUGGAAAAUCUUCAGAAAUUAGAGCAAAUCAAGCAACAUUUACUAGAAUUAGAAAAACAAUAUGAAAAGAGCAAACCUUUGGUAAACUUGGUUGAUAAUAUGGUAAAAUUGGGAUCCCUGUAUCGAUUCCCUAAAGAUCGCAUUAAUUACGCUCAGCUCAAAGAUAGGCUCGAAUUUAAUCAACAGAUUCAAGAACGAAGACUUUUAGCGGAAGAAAGGAGAGAUUGGAACCGCUUGGUACCUGACCACUCCGAACUUCAAGCAAAAGUACAACAGCUUUAUCAACUAGAUAAACUAAUUCAAGAAGAAUCAGAAACACUGCAAGGACUGCAACAUGACAAAGAAGAAAUAGAACGAGCUUUAGGGGGUCUUCGAAAUAAAUUGACCAAGGGAUUUAACGAUCCUGCUAAAAUCCAACAGGUCAGAAAAGAACAAAUGAUGUUAGAAAAUGAGUUAUGUAGAGUCCAUGCCAUGCUUGCUCAAAAUUCUAAGAAACUGGAAGAGACAGUAGCGGGAAACGCUACUUUAGAGCAAGAGUUACUAGUUUUAAAACAAAAACUGCAAAACAGCAGACCACAAAGAAGUUCGCCACAGAUUUCAAAUGCCGGUGACAGUCUACCAUGUGCUUUAGGAACAAGUGCCAUGUUAGAAUCAGAUUUACAUAGAGUCCAGCAAAAAACGGGAGAUUUUCAAAGACAAAGACAAGAACUGAGUAUGCAAGUCAGGCAGUUAACAGAUCGUUCUAGCAAUCUUCAGCAGUUAAGGUCUUCGGCAACAACACCCGUUCAAAAUAUUCACAACCAGAAAAAGAAAAUUCAUUCGUUAUGGCGAGAAACAGACCUAGAUACGAUGCACUCUGUAGAUCAUGGCGAUUUAUGGGAGUCGUCCAAUGAAACAUUACCGGUGUCAACUCUCCAUUCAAGUUCAGAAGGAACACAAAACGUGGACUUUGAAGAUUAUCAGCGGGGUUUAAAAUCGAGCGAUUCCGCUAGUGACGACACUACCUUAAGUUCUAACAUUAUUCCUCAUGAAAAGCAGGAGAUAAAAACGGUAAGGAUUGUCAAAAGAGAAUCUGAACGCAGGCAGAGAGAUCGUGAAAAGACAACGGUCAACGGAAAAUGGGAUACUGUUCUGGAAGAGGACGAUUCUUCCUGUUCAAGUUUGUUCAAACCAGCACCUGUUCAAAAAACAAAAAGCGCAAUAAAUCUAGGCUCUUCUGAACAAGAACUGCUAUCGAGGCAAAAUUCGCUAUCCAAUCCCAGUUUGCACGAAAGCUAUACGGAUACCCAAACUUUACCGUUAACCCGCAAUCCCCACGAGUUGUCUCCCAUAUUUAAAAGUGAAGCAGCACGUCAGAUUAUUAUUGAAAUGUCGCAAGAGACCCCAAAAAAUAAAAACAGACGAGCGGUCCCAAAAGAAAAAAGGAGACAUUAUACAGCUCCUAAUAAUGAUUUAAUAAUGAAAAGCCUAAAUCAACUUCCCACCGACGAUAAAGCAUUCGACAAACUGGACUUAAAUAGUAGACGGGCUAGGGAUGAUUUAGACAUGGAAAGAGCUUUAAGGCAGCGUAUAGAUACUCCUGAUGUAGUAAGGUCGACGCUAAGUAACAAAGAACUUAAGUAUAAUGAAAACACUAUAGAUAACAUUCUCGGAACGCCAAACAAAAUUUUUAUACCUGAAAGAUAUAUUCCUGAGCAACUUCCUCAAUUAUCAUUCGAAGAACAACAACACAGAUUAAGAAAAGUAGAAUCUAUCAAGAAAAUGCUCUCUGAUACUACAGUGAUUAGCGGAAGUUCUGCCAAUUUGGCAUCAGAGAGUACAUCAUACUCUGGAAACUCAUCCAAUAACAUAACGAACAAGGCAACGUCGAAAAUGAUAGAAGAAAAAAAGCAAAGAGAACACCUCUUACAACUAAACCAAAUAUUAGCUAAACAAGUAAUGGAAAUGAGCAAAAUUGUUGCAGCGAAAGCUCUUGCGUCUUUGCCCCUGGAAAGAGAAAAAUACAAUUCUGAAGAGGAAGAAGAUUAUUCUCCAGAAACUCCAUUACCUUUAUACCAGCAACGUGAUAAUUUUUACAGUUAAUUAAUGCUACAUGUAGUUUUGAUCUUUUUUUUUUGUACAAAAUGAAUUAUUGUGUUCAGACAAAUUUAAGUUAAGGUAAAUUUACAAACAGUAUUACUGAAAGUAUAUAUACUAUUGUAAUAUAUAAACUGAGUGCCAGACAAUAACUUAAAUUAUUUUGUAGAUAUUUAAUUGUUAAUGUUGUAUAAACUGUUGUUAAGAUCAGUCAUCGUUAUAUUUAGUAUAAAUUGCUCAAUUUUAUUUUAAAUGCACUACUUAUAAUAUUUAUCAAUUUAAAUGGUGAAGGUCUACAGAAAAUACUAGAUAUUCGAAGUGACUAAAUGCUAUCUAUUUUAAAAAAUACAAAGUAGUUCAUUAAAGCUCUUUUUUGAUAUUUUUAUUAUUAUUAAUACAGAGCGUUC
Molecule: messenger RNA, 8774 nt
Organism: Agrilus planipennis (emerald ash borer)
Lineage: Eukaryota; Metazoa; Arthropoda; Insecta; Coleoptera; Buprestidae
Gene: kmr
Exons: 14
Coding region: 469-8373 (2634 amino acids)
Source: RefSeq, a predicted model, not a curated record